ACUAAAAUUUUUUCACGUGCAAUGGCCUUUUCUCGUAUAUUAAUGUGUGAUCCAAAAUGGCCGCAAUGAGAAUAAUAGUAAAUUCCGUUUGUUAACAAUGUGAUAGUGUCAUCUAUGAUAAAAGUUGAAAGAAAUAACGUAUUUGCUUAAGUUAACCUUAAAAGGUGCAUGUGAUUUCGAGGAUCGACUAGAGAAUAUUUGAGAUAAAUCAUUCACUGACCAGAAAAGCAACAUUUUUCUUUUCUCAGAACCGUGCAACGAAUCCAAAGAAACGAUAAAUCUCGAGCAUUGAAUCACUCAUCACCGACCAAUAUCAGCGACAAUGACAGUUGUGAAGGUUCUGGACGGCGGCUUUUCCGGGCAACUGUCACGUCACGUUGGCGCAAAAAUCGAUGGCGAUCCGUUGUGGACGGCGCGAUUUCUCGCUACCAAUCCUGACGCUGUAUAUGCCACGCAUUUGGACUUCCUGGGUGCCGGCGUCGAUGUUAUCGAAACCAAUACUUAUCAGGCGUCCGUGCCCGGCUUGAUUAGAUAUCUAAACGUGAACGAACGUGAGAGCCUAGAUCUGCUUGCCAAGGCCGUGGCUCAAGCGAAGAAGGCCGUGGAUGUUUAUACUCGAGAAACAGAUAAUCUUCGGAAGCCACAUAUCCGCACGAAACCCAUGGUGGCUGGCUCUUGCGGUCCUUAUGGCGCUUAUUUGCAUGAUUCGUCAGAGUAUACGGGUUCCUAUGGGAAAUCUGUAUCUCGGCAAGAACUGAUCGAUUGGCACAGACCGCGCGUUCAAGCAUUAUUGGACGCCGGUGUCGAUUUGUUGGCUCUGGAAACUAUACCCUGUGUUGAGGAAGCGGAAGCUUUGCUGGAGCUAUUGCGAGAAUUUCCACAUGCCCGUGCGUGGCUCUCGUUCUCCUGUCGAGACGGUCAGCUGUUGGCGGAUGGUAGCAUCUUCCAAGAAAUAGCUGUGCGCUGUUACCGAUCUUCGCCAUCGCAGAUUGUCGCGGUCGGUGUUAAUUGCAUCGAUCCGAGGUACGUGACUUCCUUGUUAAAGGGAAUCAACGCGAAUGCAUCAUCGCGGGAUUUCAUUCCUCUGAUAGUGUAUCCUAACAGAGGCGGCAGUUGCUCCGCAACCGGUGAAUGGACCGCAGUCCCGGAUGAUCAUUCCUUGAAUCUACCUAUAUCAGAAUGGUUGGACAUGGGAGUUCGAUAUAUCGGUGGUUGUUGCAAGAUCUUUGCGGAAGAUAUAAAAACGAUUCGAUCGGAAGUCGAUCAGUAUCACGCAAAAAUCGCAGCAAUGUGAUUCCAUUUAUCGAGCUGAUGCAAUGAUUUCCGAAUUCGCAUGAUGCACAUUUUUACGAAUAUUAUUAUAUAUGCUUAUCAAAGUUUUUUCUCACUGUUGAUUACUAUAAUUAAAGAUAACGCGUGUUUAUAAUUAGCUGAAAAUGGGCGUAAGUUUGAGAAGAUUGAAGUUGAUGUAAUGUUUGUAUGUCUGAUGUGAUCAUUAUAAUAUGAAAAACCUGUCGUGUGAACAUCGAUGCAAUUGCAUUAUAAUCAAUAAUUGUUUAAAACAUAAGUACAAUAUUAAUACAAUAUUUCAUACAGCUAUAUUUUUAAUUUUUAUAUUAAUAUUUACACAC
Messenger RNA from Cataglyphis hispanica, 1631 nucleotides. Its product is annotated as homocysteine S-methyltransferase YbgG-like. Bases 323 to 1294 code for a protein of 323 amino acids. Lineage: Eukaryota; Metazoa; Arthropoda; Insecta; Hymenoptera; Formicidae. Gene Ontology annotation, biological process: S-methylmethionine cycle. Gene Ontology annotation, molecular function: S-adenosylmethionine-homocysteine S-methyltransferase activity; zinc ion binding. The transcript has 2 exons. The record is from RefSeq and is a predicted model, not a curated record.